GAACGGGCGAAGAACGCGGCUUCGGUGGAGAGCACGGAGGACUUGGUGAAGUCAUGCCAGAAGGAGAUACUUGCAAUGAAGGUUUUCCAAUCUGACAUGGAUGACGCGGUCGCCAACAACAUGGCCUUCUUGGGCGGUGCCAUUCAGAUCGCGCAGUGGAUCUCAGAGCCUCAACUGCGAGAUGCGAUCGCCCAUGAGCUCGGCACGCCCAGAGGAUCUAUCCACAAGGCGCACCGCGUGAAGGCUCCGACGGGCAUCCCGCUGAACGCGAAGAUCUUGAGGCCACAUCUGAGCGACCCCAUCAGCGUCGCGUCCUCGCCAGGCGGCGCCGCCGCCCCCAGGGGGGACCUUUCCGCCGAGACGGGCGGCAAGAAGAAGAAUAACGAGAAGUUCGAGAUUUUCAUUGUCGACUACGACCGCAUGCCCCUGAUAGGACAGAGCGGCGCGACGACCGCGGAGUGCAAGUUGGCGCCAGGGCCCGACGGCGCGCGCACGGCCAAAGUGCACGGAGACGACAAGGAGACGGAGGUGCCGAAUGCCAUGUACGAGACGUGGUCCGAGAGGAAGACGAAGG
Prorocentrum cordatum is the source of this 574-nucleotide messenger RNA. NCBI's taxonomy places the organism in Eukaryota, Dinophyceae, Prorocentrales, Prorocentraceae. The record is from the annotation of a GenBank genome assembly.